This is a messenger RNA of Purpureocillium takamizusanense, 816 nucleotides long. RefSeq names its product Iron-sulfur assembly protein 1 (gene ISA1). The transcript has 2 exons. The record is from RefSeq and is a predicted model, not a curated record. Gene Ontology annotation, molecular function: 2 iron, 2 sulfur cluster binding. NCBI's taxonomy places the organism in Eukaryota, Fungi, Ascomycota, Sordariomycetes, Hypocreales, Ophiocordycipitaceae. Bases 1 to 816 code for a protein of 271 amino acids. Gene Ontology annotation, cellular component: cytoplasm; mitochondrion. Gene Ontology annotation, biological process: iron-sulfur cluster assembly.
AUGAACGCAUCCUUCUGCCUGGCCCGAACCGCCGCCCUGCGCCACAGCUGGUGCGCGCUUCGGCCGUCGUGGUCGGCGCCGAGACUGGUGGCCGCCUACCACUCCUACUCGCUUCCGACUGGCACCGCCUCGUCCUCGCCUCGCAGCGCCGACAUCCACGAGACACCCAUAGCACAGCCAGAAACCCUACCGAGGGUACACGAGACGCGCCCGCCGACCCCACCAUCACGACCGAGCGAGAUCCCCGAGCAGCAGCAGGGGGCCGCCUCUGCGGCGGCGCAUCCCGUCGCGGCCAAACCCGCCGCACCGCCCAAGAAUUCACAGCCCGAGGACGUCAGUGCCGCCGCCUCGAUUACUGAAAGCGCGAGCGCAAGCACGAGUCCGACUACCCCCAGCAAUGGCACAAACACGAGUAUGAGCACUAGCACAACACCACAGCCGUCGGCGAAGGCCCCAAAGGCGGCGCGGCCGCGACCCAAGCUGCGGGCUCGCAAGGCUGCCAUGAAGCUGACGCCAGCGGCCGUGGAGCAGCUGCGCAUGAUGCUGGACCAGCCGGACCCGAAGCUCAUCAAGGUCGGGGUGCGCAACCGCGGCUGCAGCGGGCUGGCGUACCACCUUGAGUAUGUGGACAAGCCGGGCGCCUUUGACGAGACGGUCGAGCAGGACGGCGUCAAGGUGCUCAUCGACAGCAAGGCCCUUUUCAGUAUCAUCGGCAGCGAAAUGGACUGGGCUGAGGACAAGCUCAACCAGCGCUUCGUUUUCAAAAACCCUAACAUAAAGGAUCAAUGCGGUUGCGGCGAAUCGUUCAUGGUAUGA